GUCGUCGUCUCCUUCUUCUCUCGCUCGCACACUUAUGCUCUCCUCUCUUCUUCCUCAAUCAUCUCCACCAUUUUCCUUCCUUUAAACCUCCCUUCAGCUAUUAUCUUCCUCAAUCUCGAUUCUUAUCCGUCGUCUUCGUCUAAGUCUUAGCUAGAAAUAUCUCUAGGGUUACCGAUAAAAACCCUAGUUUUUCUUCUCUUUGGGGGAUCUUAAAGUAGGUUUCUUUUCUAAUGGAGAACGAGACUCGUGGCGGGUCUCUUCAGAACUCUUCCUCCUCUAGGAAAGAGUGGCGCGCCGUUUCCGAUUCUCACAACUUCGGUAACGCCACUGAUUACGUGAAUGGGAGAGAGGGUGGUGGUGGUGGUGAUUUGGCUUACUACUCAAUCACGAUGGAUGGUUCUGGCUCAGAUGGUGAGCUCUUGGAGCAGAUUCGUACCCUUUCGAGACAACAAGGGGAGUUACAGCAGCAGGAGGUUGAGCUAAGAGCUCGGGUCUUGGCUAUGGAGAUCCAGAGGAGCUUUGAGUCUCGUUCUGUUGAGUAUGAGAAUGCUGCUGCUAGGAUGCAGGAGCAACUUCGGGAGAAUGAUAGGUCUAUUCGGGAGAUGGAGAGGAAGUUAGAAGAGAAAGAAAGGGAGCUUCAUGCUGUUAAGCUUGAUAACGAAGCUGCCUGGGAGAAAGAGGGUUUACUUAGAGAACAAAACAAAGAGCUUGCUUCUCUCAGAAGGGAGCGUGAUCACUCUGAAGCUGAGAUGUCCCAAAGCUUACACAAAAUGUCUGAACUUCAGGAGCAUUUCCAAGAGAAGGAGAGACAGUUCGCUGAAUUGCAGGAACAGAAUAGGAUUGCUCAAGAAACAAUCAUGUACAAGGAUGAGCAGCUAAGAGAAGCGCAAGGGUGGAUUGCGCGUGCUCAAGAGAUGGAUGCUUUACAGUCAUCUACAAAUCACUCCUUGCAGGCUGAGUUGCGAGAACGUACUGAGCAGUAUAACCAGCUCUGGCUUGGUUGCCAAAGACAGUUUGCGGAGAUGGAGAGAUUGCAUUUGCAUACAGUGCAACAGCUUCAGCAUGAGCUUGCUAAUGUAAAAGAAGGAGGUGUCUCUAAAACAAACCUUAACGGCGCCUCCCAGAUUAUCCAGAACAGUGGGAACCAAAUCAAGAACAUUCAAGGGGGUCAGGUGACCCCUCUGCAAGCGUUUGCCAUGCAUCAACAGGAGAUUCUUCAGGCUCGAGUACCUUCACCUCAUGUUCCAGAAUCAGUGUUACUGCAGCAAAAGGCUGUACCAGCUAGUUCAGAGAUGCCUAGGCAGAAUUAUGUGCAUCCAUCUCAAGCUGUUCAUGGCUUGGUUAGUUCUGAAGCGAAGAGUGCCAAUGGACAGUCCCUUGAUCAAGGGUAUCUGGAUGUUCAAACCAGCAAUGGAGCACAAUUUGGAUCAACCACACCAUCAUCCUCUGUGAAUGAACAGGUAGUGGAAUCUGGCAAUGGAUCUAAUACAUCGGAGAAUAACUUUCAAGACAUUUCUUCACAGUUCCGUGAUGCGCUAAGGCUAGAUUCCAGUGCCCUAAAUCAGAAACCUGAGGAGGCCAAUGGUCAGGUUUCUCCUGGUGAACCAAAUGGUAUUGGAUCCGUUGCGCGUGAAACUCUGGUCUCAUCUGGUAAAACUGAGAGGAACUUGGAGAGUGCUCUUCUUGAUGAGAGGUCGCUUUUGGCUUGCAUCGUUCGCACUAUACCAGCUGGUGGAAGAAUCAGAAUCAGUUCAACGCUUCCAAACCGUUUGGGCAAAAUGCUAGCUCCUCUGCACUGGAGUGAUUACAGGAAGAAGUAUGGGAAGCUGGAAGAUUUUGUUGCUAGCCACCUCGAGUUAUUUGUCAUAGAGGACGACUACAUUCAAGUGAGGGAAGGUGCACAGAAAAUGGUAGCUGGUUCAGCUUCAGCAGCAGCAAGCAAAGUGGCAGUUUCAUCAUCUCCAAGCUCAAUGUAUGUGGCCAUGACUCCUAUGGCUCAAUCUCAGGGAUUAAAGAAGAAUGCCCAGACAGUCCAGAGAGGAAGGCAGAGCUCUGAUUAUAUGGCGCCACCGCAACAAAGGAAGCUCUGAAUGUGACUUGAAGUCGAGCAUUUCAACGUGAAUGCAUGUAAGAGCAAGGCGUGACAUUCAUUCUCCUAUCUUAUUUUUAUCUAUUUUGUUUAAUUGGUGUAUGAAGUCUCACCAAUCCUGGAUGCUAAAGUAUACAUUUGAUUUUGGAUUUUAUUAGUAUCCGUAUUCUCAAAAAUCGAUUGUGUUAUGGAAAUUCUGAAAAAAAUCUCAAAGCACAAGUC
This is a messenger RNA of Eruca vesicaria subsp. sativa (arugula), 2311 nucleotides long. The record is from the annotation of a GenBank genome assembly. Lineage: Eukaryota; Viridiplantae; Streptophyta; Magnoliopsida; Brassicales; Brassicaceae.